Molecule: messenger RNA, 873 nt
Organism: Alternaria alternata
Lineage: Eukaryota; Fungi; Ascomycota; Dothideomycetes; Pleosporales; Pleosporaceae
Exons: 1
Biological process (GO): intrinsic apoptotic signaling pathway in response to endoplasmic reticulum stress; IRE1-mediated unfolded protein response; protein phosphorylation
Cellular component (GO): IRE1-TRAF2-ASK1 complex
Molecular function (GO): protein serine/threonine kinase activity; ATP binding; RNA endonuclease activity
Source: RefSeq, a predicted model, not a curated record
CGAAAUUAUGAUGGAACCAUCCGAGCAAUCUUCUAUUCAACAGUCUUUCUCGACAGCCUUUGGUACGCAGAGACCGAAAAGCGCAGCGACAGGAGCGCUCCCGAUCCCGACCCGUACACUUGGGACACACCGCCGCGUUUAAUAAACAUGUUAAAUGUCCGACCGGCUUACACACACGUCACGAUGACAUCCGCCAAAUACCUUAAAAACAACAGGUUAUAUGCCAAAACAAUGGAUUAUCUCCGCUACUCCACUGAGCUAUUCGGGACACCAUGUUGGCUCAAAGACAUCGUGAUGAGGGAGAUUGAAAACUGUGAGACGCUACGUAAAAACCCACAUCCAAACAUAUGUCAAUAUCGUGGUGUAGAUUACGACUUGAAGAGUAAAUGCAUCAUGGCGCUAUUGUUCCAGAAGUACGACAUGACUCUAGGCGAACUGGUAGCUGAGAAACGUACUUUUGACGCCGAAAAAUGUCUGCAGGAUAUCAGACAGGGCAUUCGACAUAUACACUCCUUAGGCUACGUACACGUCGACAUCAAGCCUUCGAAUAUCUUUGUUGAUCUCAAAGUACAGCCCGCCUGUUUUGUUGUUGGUGACUUUGAUUCUAUGCAAAAGCAAGGCUCACAGUUGAGAUACAAAUGCGGUACAGAAGGUUGGAAUUUAGAAAGAGCAAGACAUGAAGACUAUAAAGUGAACGUCGAGCAAGAUUGGUAUGGUUUAGAGAUGGUGGAGGCGUACAUCAGGGAGAAAGGGAACGGGAAGCCAAUGGAAGGAAGGAGUUAUCCAAAGACGAGCGAUAUUUUGAAAAGGGCGAAGAGGAAGUUUGAGAUGGAUAAGAACGCUAGAGAGAAGCAGGAGGAGGCGGAAAAGGCG